GUUGACCACUGGAAUCAGCCGAGAACAACAGCUAGCAUGGCUGACGUGAAACUUAAAGUCCGAUGGACUUCAGAAAUGGAGAACAAACUCGUGGAGCUGUGGGAAGAGAGAGAAUGUUUAUUCAACGUCUCUGCCAAGUCGUAUCAUAGCAGAAACGACAAGGACAAGAGUUGGCAAGAAAUCGCCAGUGCCAUGCAGUUAUCGGUGGAAGAAGUACGUGGAAGAGCUACAACAUUAAGGACACAAUAUUCGAAACUACUAAAAAGUAAAGCAAGUGGGAGUGAAGAGAAGGCCUUGACAGCAAAGCAGACAUGGAUGCUCAAGUCCCUGUCCUUCCUCAAAACAUAUGUCAUCCAACGUACUACCAGCCUUCCCACCUCCAUGAAAAAUACCCUGGCUACAGAGGAGCUUCCCUGCAGUGAUCAAGAUGAAGCACCAGAGUGGUCCGAGGAUUCGGAGCGGUUAACAAGUGCCUCGUCUGGAUCAUCUACUCCGCUAACUUCCCAUACUCUGGAACCUUCCAAAAAACGAAAGAAAAUCCAAUCCACUGAUGCCAUUGAAUUGGAGAAAAUAAAAAUUUUACAGCAGAUGUCAAGAACUUUAAAGAAUAGAAGUAGACCAGCUGCAGACGCUGACACCACGUUCGGAGUUCAAGUUACCUCAGAGCUGAAGCUCAUUACAGAUCCGGUGGUCAAGACAAGAGUCAAGCGGCGGAUCAUGACUGCUUUAUACGAGGCUCAGGAAUUAUUCCUGCAAAGCAGCUGGCCCUGGAACUGAUCAAAAGAAGGCAGGGUUGUUUUUCUUGUUGUUGUUUUUUAAAAAAUCUUUUUUUUUUUAGCAUUAAAGGAGUAAGUCUCUGCUAAUGACUGUGUAGAUUUUCAAUCAUCCAAGUCAAUCCUAAAUGUGUGAAUAGAAGGCAACUGGAUUUUUGGAGAAUGAAUCCAGUUGUCCUAUUUGAGCACUAAGAUUUUUUUUAUAUUUACCCAAUCAUAAUUAACCCGUUAACAACAGACAUCCUGGGUUGGGACCUGACAAAUAAAUCUGUAUUUUACUCAGUCUCCCUACCAAAUACCUUAGACACCACUGGAAGCUAAGGUUCUGCACUCCAGUAUUAGAUGGUACCACAACAAAAAUGGUCCUGUUACUUCAGCAAGGGUCAGUAAAAGUAGUCCAGUAAAAUAGUUGGCCCAUAACAAGUCAAAUAUCCAUUAAAAAAAUCAUUUUAGGCGAAAAUUGCAAGAUUUUAAGGAAUAAAACAGUAAUGGCUGCAGGGUGAAGAUCCAUCCACAAGGAAGGAUGACGAGCAGAUUGUAUUUGUGUGCUAAGGAGACUUAAAGUAUUUAUGAUCCAUUAUGAACCACAGUGCAAGCUUAUUGUGGUGAAUAGCAACAUUAAAUAUAUUGUUCAACUUGUGUGUACACAUUUACUAUAACUACCUUACCCUGAGACUUGUUUCUUUUUUUAUUUUGUUAAAAACUGCAACUUUUUCAGGACAAAUAGUCCUUGUGGGGACCGAAGCCUGAUCUUAACGACGCAGCAUGUCAUUUCUGGAGUAGUGGUUAUAGUUAAAGUGUGAGAAAAAAGGUAUAGUUACAGCAGUAAUUACCUAUGAUUAUGAUUUGUCUAUCUACAAUAAAUACAAGUCAGUGCAAAGUCAUAAUAAGAACAGUCCAUGACUGCUGAGUUUUGUCAAGGCUGAAAAACGUUAACCACUCCCAUUUUGGAACAUAACCUAUGUCUGGCAAAGCCUUAUGAAAGUUAAACUAUAUCUUUAGAAAAAUUCUGCAAAUGGACUAAUACAGCCAACCAAACAACUUUGUCAACAAAGAUAAAAUGGACAGCUGCAAAACCUUGUGUGUAAUUGAAGCCACAACAUGAAAGAUUUAAAUAAAAUGAUAAAAACAAUUAUUUGCUUAAAGAACUCUUAUGUGUUGUCUAUUAAUACAGAGCUUUAAUGUCCUGAUGUUCCUCUCUCUGUCUUCUCAGCACAGCAACAGUAAAAUCAUGUGAUCUUUGUAGCUUUACCCUAGAAAAAUUCAGGCAUGGUUGACCUGACUCAAACUCAUGCUAUGUGUCAUAAAUCUAGAUGUCUUAUAGAAGAUACCAUAUAGGAGUCAUUAAACAUGAAUUGUCCAUCUUAUUCUGUGGAUAAAUGCAUUUCCUGUAAGCUUUCAUUUUGACCUUAUUACAGCUGGUUAAUUCAAUCAUGUCAUAGUAGCACAUCAGAAAAUGGAAAGGAAAAAACUGUGCCCACAUUAGCAAUAUAGCAACACAGAAAAAAAAUGUAAUAAGCUUGCCUUAAUUCACCUCUACUAAUAGUUCCAUCUAUAAAUACUCAUUCAGAUAAACCUAAGGGAUAUACAGCAAACGUUUUAAAACACCCAUAUUUCCGCUUGUAUACCCGACAUGAGACAACAGAUUGACAAAGUUUUCCAGGGAAUACCAUCCAUCCAUAUCCUGUGACAAAAUCCCCACUGACGACACAUUAACGGUGAUGUAACAGAGUAACAUAAACACACACAAUCCUUAGCGAGGUGAGAGAUAUAAAUAUGAGAUCCAUUAAGCCAGGACGAGCUGAGCUCUCGGUGGACCCCAGGAAACUCCCAGAGUUCCCUCUUGUACGUCAUCAGUGUCUCCUGUUGCCUAGCACCCUCCCACAUCAUGUACCUGCUUAAUGCCGCCAAAAAAACCUCUGCGCAUUCUCAUUAGACUAAGAUAUUUCCAACCCUUACCAUAGUACACACUACUGAGCGUUAAUAAUUCCACUGCAGGCAAAGAUCAGUGUUCACACUUUUGGAGAAUAUAAAAUAUUUCAGACUGUCAUGGUUUCAGUUAUGUACACAAAUAUUCCCUCAUAGCUCAAAUACUUAUAUACUUAAAUAGUGCACUUUUCAGAAUCUAUGUGAUGGUUUGGUGCAGAUAUGUCAUAUAUAUUUGGUCCUAAAAUACCUGACAUAAUGUUAGCAGGGUUCAAUGCACAGGACGACAUAAAUGACUGCUGGAAUAACUAGCUUUUUGCAUUGAUCUUAUCUCCCAGUUCUCUCCCUCAUCCUCUCCUGCCAGUCAAUAUGUCCUAACCAAACAGCCCCAUGGGCAGCAGGGGGAGGGGGUGUACGCUGUGGACCAAAGUGAGAAACUGGUACACUGAUGGAAACAGUUGGAAGGGGAGGAGGGAAAGAGGAGGCAUAUGAGCCUAUAAAAAAGAGAGGGAGAGAUCAGAAACUCCAGAGCUGCAUCACUGCAUCCCUCCACACGAGCAGACAUACCCUCUCCUUAACCAGGAUUGCAAGCUUGAAGACAUGGACAUGGAAAAAUCUCCCUCCAAAUUAAUGGUGCUGGAAUUUAAAGAAGACACUGCUCUGACAGAGAUGAUGCGUCUUCGUGUGUCUUCUCUGAAGAGGUCAGGGCAGAAGCGUCAGGAUGGUGAACGUCUGCUUCUUCCCUAUGAGGCUGUGUAUCGUCUGGACUUCCCCACCCAGGAGCUGAAUUUCUCCCGUUGGUAUUUCUCUCUCUCCGGCCACGGCCGGGUCACCAUCACCGGUAUUUCCCAGCACUGGACCCCUGACCUCACCAACCUGAUGACCCGUCAGCUUCUGGAACCGAUUGGGACAUUUUGGCGAAACUCUGAGGACCCAGAGGACUCGCCACUCAAGUGCUUGGAGGCAGACAUGCAGGAGUUCGGGGAAAGAAUUGCUGAGCUGGCCAAAGUGAGGAAAGUCAUGUACUUUCUAUUUGCUUUUAAGGAUGGGGCAGAGGCAGCAAACCUAAGCUGCUCUAUUGAGUUCACACCAGAGAAAUGACUUUACAUCCAACCAGGAGUCCUGCUGUAGCACUAGAAAAGCCUUCAUGUUUUCUUCUUAAAUAUUCUCCUUCAAACUCACUCACAGAUGAACCCAUUUUUAUUACACCAUCACACCC
Molecule: messenger RNA, 3918 nt
Organism: Melanotaenia boesemani (Boeseman's rainbowfish)
Lineage: Eukaryota; Metazoa; Chordata; Actinopteri; Atheriniformes; Melanotaeniidae
Gene: ompa
Product: olfactory marker protein a
Exons: 4
Coding region: 3300-3800 (166 amino acids)
Biological process (GO): signal transduction; sensory perception of smell
Source: RefSeq, a predicted model, not a curated record